Molecule: messenger RNA, 1675 nt
Organism: Brassica oleracea var. oleracea
Lineage: Eukaryota; Viridiplantae; Streptophyta; Magnoliopsida; Brassicales; Brassicaceae
Product: TMV resistance protein N-like
Exons: 3
Coding region: 135-1319 (394 amino acids)
Biological process (GO): defense response
Molecular function (GO): ADP binding
Source: RefSeq, a predicted model, not a curated record
UAAGUUGUUAGUUCUUAUCUGAAUGUCGAAACAAGGCUAGGUUUAGGUGAAAUGUAUUGUCCGUCUUGGUUCUUCUCUGGUACCUGUGUUUAUACGUGUGUUUUGUCUUUCAUGUUAGCAAGGACGAGGCCACGAUGGUUGACGAUAUCGUUGAGCACAUUGCAAGAGAGCUAACCUCAAUGCAGCCACUAGAGAUGGGUGAUAUUGUUGGAAUGGACGCCCACAUGGAACAAAUCGAACCUCUGUUGGAUAUGGACUCGGCAACGAAUGAUGUCCGGAUGAUAGGAAUAUGGGGAAUGGGAGGCAUAGGCAAAACCACAAUUGCCAAGUUCAUAUAUAACAAAUACUCACCUCGGUUUGGUCGUCGCUUUUGCUUCAUAGAGAACGUUAGAAUUGCGGGAAGGAAUGGCCUCCCAGGUUUACAAAGAGAGCUUCUUUCUAACAUCCUGGGCAAAAAGCAAGCAAACAUCUCGGAUAAGGAGAAAGGAUGCAAUCUUAUCAAAUCAAAGCUUAAGAAACUCAAAGUUCUCCUUGUCCUUGAUGAUGUGGACAACGAGGAACAGCUUCUUGCUCUGGCAAAAGAUACUAGCUGGUUCGGACCAGGGAGCCGAAUCAUUAUCACAACACGAGAUUUAGGCUUGCUCCACUUCUGUAGGCUGAGAAUUGUACACCAUGUAAACUUUUUGGGACAUGAUGAUUCGAUCCGAGUCUUCAAACAAGUUGCUUUUGACGGGGGACGACCUCCUUCUGAUGUCUACGAACAACUAUCAAUCCGUGCUUCUAGGCUUGCUCAAGGGCUUCCUUCAGCGCUAGAUGCUUUUGGCACAUAUCUCCGUCAAAAGAUCUCUACAGAGGCGUGGGAAAGGGCGUUGGAUAUUCUUGAAAAAUUUCCUCCUCAAAAAAUCAUGGAAAUUGUGAGAACUAGCUACGAAGGUUUAGACAAACGAGACCAGGCUGUGUUCCUUCACCUUGCAUGUCUCUUCAACGGAGACAAUUUCCAUCGUGUAGCUACGCUAUUUGAUCAUGGUGAUGAACAAAUCAAAGAUUUAAGAAAGAAGUCUCUCAUUGAUCUAUCACCUGACGGAUGCAUCACAAUGCAUGUCUUGGUAGAACAAGCGGGGAGAGAAAUUGUGCUCCAUGAAUCCAAGUCCAAGCUUUGGAGGCGAAGAAUCUUGUGGGAACCCGAGGAAAUUGUUUCUGUGCUGCAAAACACCACAGUAGGUUUCCUCAAAACUAAAAGAUCAAUCCUCCAUCCUUAUGCAUGUACUUUCAUUGUCUUACUGUCAAGUGACUCUGGUGAAUCUAUUCUCAGGGUAUAGCAUUAGCAACAACUGAAGGUGUAUCACUACACAUGUGUGAUAUGCCUCGCAUGGUGUCUAUUGACGGUGGCAUUCUUAACGCAAUCAACAAUCUCGAAUACUUCAAGGCCUUCACACAUUUGAACAAUAUAGAGUCCACGUUGAACUUCGUUCCAUGCACUGAAAAUCUUCCCAAAACACUUAGAUUACUACACUAGGAUGCUUAUCCAAUGAAGACUCUGCCUUCUAAAUACUAUCCAUAUCGUCUCACUGAACUUAAUCUGCGUUACAGCAAUCUCGUGCGGCUCUGGGAUGGAAUCCUGGUAAGCUAGUGCAGUGCGUUGGUGUUGAGACUGAUUAAGCAAUCAAAAAGGUUU